Carica papaya (papaya) is the source of this 1277-nucleotide messenger RNA. Its product is annotated as stem-specific protein TSJT1-like. The record is from RefSeq and is a predicted model, not a curated record. Lineage: Eukaryota; Viridiplantae; Streptophyta; Magnoliopsida; Brassicales; Caricaceae.
UUGAUAUAAUAAAUUAUUUUAGCAUAAGCUUAGGAGUUUCUACUCUCUACAAAAUGUUAGAUUGAAUUAUAACUAUUGAUUUUGUAGUGAAUCUAUUACCCAAUCCUACUUAGAUACAGGUAGAAGUUCUUCCUCCACAUAGUUUAAAAUAGGAACUACUCCUGCAAUGAAAACUUUCUAUGUUUUGAAAAGUGUGAUUUGACUUGUCUUUCUACCUGAAGAAAAACAAAACCAAGAAAUUUGGCAUUAUGCCUGUUCCUUUUGGCUGCAUAUAAUCAAACUGUGAACUGCCAUUCAUAUCCUCACGUAUACACUCUUGUCUUUCAGCUACAAUAAAAAAACCUCUUCACUCUUUCAGUUACAACUACUAGAGAUAAGCAUGAAACUCUCCAUCAACUCCAUUUAGGGAUGCCAUAACUUUUAUCAUAAUACUCUCCAUUGAUCCUGCAAUUAACUCUUUGUUACUUGGUUGAAAAUGUUGGCUGUUUUUGAGAAAUCAACAGGAAAUCCCCCUGAAGAGCUGAGGCUUCCUUCGAAGGAAUCCAAGGUUAUCAAAACCCGGGAAGAAAUUGUGGAGAUUUUCCGGUCAUUUUGGCCAGAUUCCACACAGUACUACCUCCCAAAUGGUAACUUAAUGGCUUUAUCACAUGAACAUGAAACUCCAUUUGAUCCAAGAUCCAUUGUUGUAAUAGACAACGUCUUCUGCAUCUUCAUUGGGACUUUAGAGAAUAUGUGUGAGCUUAGGAGACACUAUGGGCUAUCAAGACAAGCUGCAGAACCAGUGCUUGUGAUUGAAGCUUAUAAGGUACUAAGAGAUAGAGCACCUUAUCCAUCUGAUCAAGUCAUCAAGGAUCUUCAUGGAAAAUUUGCAUUCCUUCUCUUUGACGCUAAAUCUGCCAUUCUUUUUGCAGCCAGGGACCGCGAGGGGAGUGUAGAAUUCAAAUGGGGAAUGACUGGAGAUGGGUCCUUGGUUUGCUCUGAUGAUUCCAACAUUAUGAAACAAAUUUGUGGAAAAUCUUGGGCACCUUUUCCUCCUGGGUGCAUAUAUAUGAAUACAAGUGGACUUAUAAGCUUUGAUCAUCCGCUUUGCAAGGUUAAAGCAAUUGCAAGAGAAGAUGAUAAUGGGGAGGUUUGUGGUGUUGUUUUCCAAGUAGAUUUGUUUACAAGACUCCCCAGCAUUCCCCGCACUGGCAGUGCUUCCAACUGGGCGGUUCCCGCUCUCGUCGACAGUGAGUAACUUUGCUGUAACUUUAUCGCCUGCUCAAGAAGUAAUGUAC